Messenger RNA from Candidula unifasciata, 1689 nucleotides. NCBI's taxonomy places the organism in Eukaryota, Metazoa, Mollusca, Gastropoda, Stylommatophora, Geomitridae. The record is from the annotation of a GenBank genome assembly.
AUGGCGGACGUCCAUCAAGAUUUGGCUUCGAUUGUAAACAAAUUAAAUGAUACAGAAGUUCGACGAGAUGUUCGCCUUGUUCGUUCACAUAUUUAUGAGAUCCUGGCAUUGGCUACAAAUGGAGGUGAUGUUACUGCAGCCUUGCCAACUGUUGUCAAGCUGCUAGCUCAUACUGACAUAUUUGUGAAACGUGUUGUGGGAGAAUUGAUGGCCAUUUAUGCAGAACAAGUGCCAGAGAUGGUUCUACUUGCUACUAACACGCUUGUACAGGAUUGUCAAGAUGUGAAUCCACUUGUGCGUGGACAUGGUCUUCGAGUUCUUGCAUCUCUGCAAUCUCACUCAACAGUGGAGAUGCUGACCUCAGCUGUCUGUGCUGGACUGGAAGAUAGCAGCCCAUAUGUUAGAAGAUCUGCAGCUUUGGCAUCUGUCAGUCUGCACCGUGUGUCACCAGCAUCUGUCACAGAGGGAAGAAUAUGGGAUCUGCUUUAUACUCACUUGAGUGAUUCUGAUUCUGCAACAGUUGCCAGUUGUCUGUGUGCAUUAGAAGAAAUUUUUGCUAAAGAAAAGGGUAUUGUAAUUUCAAAUAAACUGGGACAUUACCUAAUCAGUAAAUUGGCUUUAUUCACUCCUACAGUUCAAAGAUUUGUUUUACAGUUUUUGUUAAAACAUUCACCAAAAUCAAAAGUACAGAUGUUUGAUCAUUUGAAUGACCUUGAUGAAAGUUUGUCAAAAAGUAGUUCUUUAGCGACAACACUCUGCAGUCUGGAGUUGUUUUGUCACCUAGCCAGUGAUUUAAGUAAAGUAAGAUCAAAAGCAUAUUCAAAUGCCUGGUUGGCUAUUAAAACAAAUUUGGCACGUGAACGUAGUGAAGAAGUGGUAACAGCUGUGAUUGACUAUCUGUGUACUACAGGAUUUCCUGUUGAUGUUCUGGUUCAAGAUUAUACCAAGUUUUUUUGCCGAGAUGAUGAGAGUAUCUUCCUGAUUAGGCAGAAGAUACGGAUGUUGUCGAGGUUAAUUACCCCAGACAAUGCUGAAAGCAUUCUAGAGGAACUGGCAAGAAGUGCCAGGCAUUUAUGUUCGGGAACCCUCCGAGAAAUGGUUGAGAGUGUGGUUGAGGCCAUGAGCAUGAAACCUGAAAUAGAGGAAUCUUGUGUUGUCUUCUUCAAGAAGCUGCUCCAGCUUGGCAAUGCUGAUUUUCUUGAUUGUGUCAUACAGCUGUUGCCUACAGUAACUUUCUCAAACAGUCAGCACUGGUUAACCCUGGCUCCGUGCAUACAAGACAAUUAUCAGCAGAUUCAGUCAGUCUCUGGCAAGGUGGCGCUGCUGGAAAUUAUUCGAGCACAUGGCAGUUUGCUGAGGAAUGCCCCAGAAAUACUUGAGCAGAUGUUAUGGGAACAGGAGGAGAAAGAUUCAGACAAGGAAGAACAUAUGCAGAAGAGAGAUGUCAGCAGUCAUCACACCCAACAAAGGCAUCAUUCGGACAGUCAGAAGCUGAAGCUGACCUUAUUAGGGGCCAUGGUGAAGAUGUGUUUUGAACACCCCGGGAAGCUUCAGCCACUGCUGGCUAAACUAAUGGAGCAGUGCAUCAAAGAUGAGAAUAGACAUGUGAGGGAUAGAGCUCUUUUCUUGUAUGGUUACCUGUUAGGGAGAGUGAAACGAGAGGCCAACAGCAGUUUAAUAUGCUUGUAA